Cotesia glomerata is the source of this 1967-nucleotide messenger RNA. RefSeq lists its product as uncharacterized. Bases 99 to 1091 code for a protein of 330 amino acids. The transcript is spliced from 3 exons. NCBI's taxonomy places the organism in Eukaryota, Metazoa, Arthropoda, Insecta, Hymenoptera, Braconidae. The record is from RefSeq and is a predicted model, not a curated record.
UUUUAAUCAGAAAAGUGAUAAGGUAAAGGAAAAGGAGUUUCAGACUGAUCUUGAACAAUUAUUCGACAUUGUAAGUAAAAAUUCCCUAAAAGGGGUGGAUGAUAACAUUAGGAAGUUGUAUUUGGAUCAAAAAUUCUGUACACACAAAGAGAUUCUUUUCGAAUAUUGUACCUGCGUCAAACUCAACUACAGAUAUGAUGGAAAUAGAUGAAAGCAACUUGAAUCAACCGUCUACCAGUCAUGGGAUUGUUUUAAGUGGAAAAUCAGAAUCAUUCUCGACGCAUACAUUAAGUGGAACUACAAAUUCUGGAUCUGAUUUGGAGUAUGAACCCCCAAUUCCGACAAAACGAGCAAAAAUAAAUGUCUUAACUCCUGAAGUCGUUUCUGCACUUGACAGAGCUAAUGUCAGCAGUAGAAACGCGAUGUUCAUUAUUGCUCCGGUUUUAUCAGCUGUUGGUAUAAAAAUUGAAGAUACAACGCUCAGCUAUAGGUCCAUCCAACGAGCUCGUAUGGUUCAAAGAAAAGACAUUGCUCAAGGAUUAAAAGACAAUUUUAAAACACACGAUAAAUACGUAGUGCAUUGGGAUGGUAAAAUGCUGAAUGAUCUAAUUGAAUCCAAAUCUGUGGAACGACUACCGGUUCUUUUAACUGCGUAUGGUACUGAACAAUUACUUGGAGUUCCAAAAAUGAAUUCUGGGACGGCAGUUAAUCAAACAUCCGCCAUUUUAUCAACAUUGAGUGAAUGGGGUAUUAUUAAGUAUGUCAAGGCGAUGUGUUUUGACACUACGGCUGUUAAUACAGGAAUUCACAACGGUACAUGUAAGGAAAUUGAAAAGAUUUUGGGAAGAGAGUUGAUCUGGUUAUCAUGUCGUCAUCACAUUUUUGAGAUCGUAUUAAGGGGCGCAUUUGAAGUAUUUUGGCCUGUGUCAUUUGGGCCAAAUGUACAGAUGUUUGGAAGGUUUAAAAAAUUUUGGGAUGAUAUAGAUAUAACUAAUUAUAAAUCUGGUGUUGAAGAUGCUGUUGUUGCUGAUAUCAUUUCGAAUAAAAAAGAUGAAAUCUCUAGUUUUAUUACGAAAUCUUUACAGGUAUGAUUUAACUGUGAUUUAAAUUAUAAAAAUUUCCUUGGAGAAAUGCCUCAAGAAAAGAUUUCUUUCAAACGUCCUGGUGCUGUUCAUCAUGCUAGAUGGAUGGCUAAGGCCAUUUAUAGUUUGAAAAUGUAUCUAUUCAGAGAUGAAUUCAAACUCUCUCAGAAAGAAUUGCAUGGUCUUCGUCAUUUCUGUAUUUUUAUAGUCACAUUGUAUUUAAAAGCUUGGUUUUCAUCAACUUCUGCAACAACUGCUGCUUAUCAUGACUUGCAGUUUAUGAAAAAUUUAUUGGAGUACAAGCAUAUCAAUCCUUUGAUUUCUUCAGCUACGUGUGAAAAAAUGAUUUCGCACUUAUGGUAUUUGAGCGAUGAACUUGCCAUUUUAUCACUGUUUGACGAUGGCGUUCCAUUAGAAGUAAAAAAAAGUAUUGUUGAAGCUGUUAAUACUCGUGAAGGUACAGAUUCUAAAGCUAAAAGAUUUGUAAUUGCUAAAAAAGAUUUAAAUUCAUUGGCGCAGAGAACUCUGAGUGACUUUGUGUCUAAAAAGUCAUUAAAUCUUUUCAAAAUCUUCGAUCUACCGUAUGACUUUCUUGAUGUCGAUGUUGAAUUAUGGCCUACUAAUGAGAGUUAUCUCGAAAAUAAAGAAUACUUUCAACAACUAAAAGUUGUCAAUGAUUCAGCAGAGCGAGCUGUUGCAUUAGUCAGUGAAUAUAAUCAAUGCUUGACAAAAAAUGAAGAACAAUUCCAGUACUUAUUGCAAGUUGUCAAAGAACAUCAAAAAACAUUCCCAAAUUGUAAUAAAAGAAAUUAUUUAUAGUAAUAGCGUACUGUUAUGUUAAAAAUAUAGACAAUUAUAUUGCAAUUGAUAAUUCAAUAAAAAAUU